Messenger RNA from Dryobates pubescens (Downy woodpecker), 659 nucleotides. RefSeq names its product RNA polymerase II, I and III subunit L (gene POLR2L). Gene Ontology annotation, molecular function: DNA binding; zinc ion binding; DNA-directed RNA polymerase activity. Gene Ontology annotation, cellular component: RNA polymerase I complex; RNA polymerase II, core complex; RNA polymerase III complex. Gene Ontology annotation, biological process: tRNA transcription by RNA polymerase III; transcription by RNA polymerase II; transcription by RNA polymerase I. The record is from RefSeq and is a predicted model, not a curated record. NCBI's taxonomy places the organism in Eukaryota, Metazoa, Chordata, Aves, Piciformes, Picidae. The transcript is spliced from 3 exons. Bases 115 to 318 code for a protein of 67 amino acids.
CUCCCGCCCGCCCGGCGGCCCGCAGGGGGCGCGUUCCCCCCCCGCCUCGCCGCAGUGGUAGCGCCCGGCGGCCCGUGCAGGAGCGCGGCGGAGUCGCCACGCAGCCCUGCCGAGAUGAUCAUCCCCGUGCGGUGCUUCACCUGCGGCAAGAUCGUUGGAAACAAGUGGGAAGCCUACCUUGGGCUGCUGCAAGCAGAGUACACGGAAGGGGAUGCCCUGGAUGCCCUUGGGCUGAAGAGGUACUGCUGCAGGAGGAUGCUGCUGGCCCACGUGGACCUGAUUGAGAAGCUCCUGAAUUAUGCCCCCUUGGAGAAGUGAGAGCAGGCAAACCCCUUCUCCCCCUGCUGCAAGCCAUGAGGAACAUCUCCCCUUCUGACCUUGGGGCUGGGGGCAGUGAAGGAUGGAGAGGCCAUGGGGAGAUGCUUCCCCCUGGGAGGCACCACCACCCCCCCCCGAGCCACCAGCGCUCCCUAGGAGGACACCAAGCAGGCCUCAAGUCCCUGUCAGCAGCACUUGGAGCUGAGAAGUUGGGCUGCUGCUUUGAAGACCUCCCUUCAGAGCUGCACUGUGGCCUUCCCCAUCCUUCUGCCAGCAAGGGCAAAUGUUUCUUGGUGUAGGGAAGUUAGGAGAUCCCCUGACAGUGGUGAAAUAAAGGAGCU